This is a messenger RNA of Aspergillus japonicus CBS 114.51, 661 nucleotides long. RefSeq lists its product as uncharacterized. Bases 100 to 456 code for a protein of 118 amino acids. The transcript has a single exon. The record is from RefSeq and is a predicted model, not a curated record. NCBI's taxonomy places the organism in Eukaryota, Fungi, Ascomycota, Eurotiomycetes, Eurotiales, Aspergillaceae.
AAAAGAUCUCCGAAGUUUCACAUCGACGACAACUAAGCUUCGAGGGGUCGCCUCGCACCACCUAAGUUAGAAUCGCCUCAGCCCAAAAAUGUGAGAGGGAUGGCCAAAUGCGGGAUGAUCGUCUCCCUUUCCGGAAUGCUGGGGGGCGCAUCACUUGUGCGCCGAGGCUAUUCGCCACCUCGACCCAAAGGUUACGGAAUAGGUAUUAUGAGAAUAGGAUUAAUUUUCUUCCCUCGCGGAGUUAAGGAACCAGGAGAAGGAGAACCAUCCACCUGCAAUGCUAGGCUUCGCCUAGCAUUCCUCCGAUCUAACAGACGGCCGUCACAGUGGCAUCUGAAACAUGGUGCUCGCUUGUUUGAUCUGCGGCACGUCCGCCAAGACUCGGUACGGUACGGUAGUAUCCAGCGCAGCCUGCCGUUACGUACUCGAUUACCCUUCGAUCUCGCGCGCCAGUGAUGCAGCGAGUCGGUUGCUUAUCCUAAGGAUUCAAUUAUCGCCCAACUCCAGAUAAAUCGUUCGCACCAGGUAUUAGCGGAGCUGAUCAUCAUGUACAGCCGCCUUCUCGAAGGAGUCGAUCAACAUCUUGACCACACAAGCGAACUGCGACUGAAGGACAUGUCUCACCUGGGGGUGAAUCAUAAACCACCGAGGAUAAUAUUAC